CAACAUCAACAGCAGUUGAAAAUUCAUCAAAAACAAUAACAGCAACAUUCGCGACACCAACCUCAUCGCCAGUAACAUCAACAACGUCACCAACUUCAACAACUGCGUCGCCAACGUCAACAACUACAACAUCAGCAGCAACUACAUCGACAAAUGAUGAGGUAGAUGAGUUGAAAAAGUUAUGCCUGCACUUGCAAUACAUCAUGGAUCAGCAGUUGAAGGAGAGAGAGAAACUUCAACAACAUAACGAACAACUACAGCAACAAUUACAACAACAACAACAACAAUCCCUCCAACAACAACAACAACCUCAAAAGCAGCAGCAGCAAAAACAACAUCGUAAAAAUAAUCAAAACCAGCAUAGAAACGACUCCAACAGUUGUGUUGAGGACGGAAUUUGUGCAAAACACCUAACAGAGAUAAAGAAUUUGAGAAGAGAGCUCGAGGCCUGCAAACUGGUGAACGAGAACCUGGAGAUGAAGUACAGCAAGGACGUCAGCAAUGUGACCAACAACUUCCAGAGUAAGAUUGACCAGUUGAAGGAUUCGUUGAGAGAGAAGGAGAUAGCAACAGCCAGGUGUGGCACCAUUAACUCCGACAUACACAAACUUACUAAACUACUGGAAGUUAAGGACGUUGAACUGGCCUCAAUAAAGAGAGAGUUCGACAACAUGAAGGACCAGUCAACCUCGAGGGAUGUCCAACUUAAGUUUCUGCAGCAGAAACUCAGGCAGGAACAAGAUGCUCUCAAA
Molecule: messenger RNA, 752 nt
Organism: Helobdella robusta
Lineage: Eukaryota; Metazoa; Annelida; Clitellata; Rhynchobdellida; Glossiphoniidae
Exons: 4
Source: RefSeq, a predicted model, not a curated record